AUUACUGUGAUAACAGAUGCAUACUUGUGGUGUUCAAGCCAAGAAUGGUAGCCUCUCUUGUCUUCACUCUUCUGUUGCUCUCUGCUGUAGCAUAUGGCUUUAUCUGUAGAGUAUCCAGUUGUAUAACUUGCUCUAGUUCUCCUGUUGAUUGUAUAGUGACUCCUAUUGAUCAAUACAGUUAUAACUAUUACUGUGAAGCUCCCCCAGACUGUACCCCUCAAAAUGUACCUGGUACAAACCUGAAUGGACAUUACUGUUUUGCUUCUCUUUUUAUAAGGAACUUAAAUUCAACAGAGUUUGUUGGACAUUGGUUUAAUUUUAAUCACGGUGAUUCUUGUGAAGAAGUAGCUGGCUCUGAAUUGACAAAUGAUUGUUUGAAUAUCACCAAGAGAGUGUCUUCAUUGGAAGGGAUUACCAGUUAUGUAAUUUGUCGUUGUAAACAAGAUAACUGUCAAGAUAUAUUCAAUGUUACCAUAAUUAUUGAUCCACCAAAUGAUGUUAGUAGCUCCACUCUCAUUAAUGGAGUCAUAACCAGUUCACCUUCUCCUUCAUCAGUUCAUUCAUCAGUACCUUUGUCUCUGUCUUUAUCCUCAUCUACAAUAGUUGAUAAUGUGAUGUCCUCAAGCCUUAUUAGAGCUACUACAGCUUUACCAAGCACUCCUACAUUAAUCCCUCCCUUUACAACAACCCCAUCAAGCAAUCCUACAACCAAUACAGUAUCUGCCAUAACUACUGCUUUAGUUAUCAUUGGUGUUCUGGGGUUUAUUUUGCUUAUAAUUAUAGCUCUCUUUGUUGUUGGUAUCAUCUGCUUAUAUUGGAAGCGCACUUCAAAAACAAGACAGGAAAUACCUGCACUGCAUCCUCCUUUAAGUUUUGAAAUGAAAUAAACUAUAAUUCUGAGAUCCUCAUAAUUUGUGUGUCAAUGCUAGCUAGAUAUAAUUAUGGACAAAGAACUAAAACAAUUGUUAAUAUUAUAUCUAGAUAGUUGUUAGUAAUCCCAUUUUUACCAUGAUACAUCAUUCCUUGAAUCACUUCAAUAACAA
Amphimedon queenslandica is the source of this 1043-nucleotide messenger RNA. RefSeq lists its product as uncharacterized. The transcript is spliced from 2 exons. Bases 45 to 887 code for a protein of 280 amino acids. Lineage: Eukaryota; Metazoa; Porifera; Demospongiae; Haplosclerida; Niphatidae. The record is from RefSeq and is a predicted model, not a curated record.